Polyodon spathula (Mississippi paddlefish) is the source of this 1314-nucleotide messenger RNA. Its product is annotated as troponin C, slow skeletal and cardiac muscles-like. Bases 84 to 569 code for a protein of 161 amino acids. Gene Ontology annotation, cellular component: myosin II complex. Gene Ontology annotation, molecular function: calcium ion binding. The record is from RefSeq and is a predicted model, not a curated record. The transcript has 6 exons. NCBI's taxonomy places the organism in Eukaryota, Metazoa, Chordata, Actinopteri, Acipenseriformes, Polyodontidae.
UUGCUCUCUGUGUUUGGAACAUAUCUCUCUCUCUCUCUCUCUCUCUCUCUGCUGCGCCUCGGCUCAACUGACAGCCACCGGCUAUGGGUGACAUUUACAAGGCAGCGGUUGAGCAGCUCACAGAGGAACAGAAAAAUGAGUUUAGGGCAGCCUUCGACAUCUUCGUGCAGGAUGCGGAGGAUGGCUGCAUCAGUACCAAGGAGCUGGGGAAGGUGAUGAGGAUGCUGGGGCAGAGCCCUACCCCAGAGGAGCUGCAGGAGAUGAUCAAUGAGGUGGAUGAAGAUGGCAGUGGCACAGUUGACUUUGACGAGUUCUUGGUCAUGAUGGUGAUGUGUAUGAAAGAUGACAACAAAGGAAAAUCAGAAGAAGAAUUGGCAGAACUCUUCAGAAUGUUUGAUAAAAAUACAGACGGAUACAUUGACCUUGAGGAGCUGAAGUUCAUGUUGAGUACCACGGGAGAAACUAUUACCGAGGAUGAUAUAGAAGAGCUGAUGAAAGAUGGUGACAAAAACAAUGAUGGAAAGAUUGAUUACGAUGAGUUCCUUGAGUUCAUGAAGGGAGUGGAAUAAACAUCAAGCAAAGGAGAAGAAAAAGCCUGUGAAGCAACAGGAUUGUUCUAUGAUGCCAACGCUGUGCCCGCCCUUAGAACUGUGAUGAACUGUACUUUCUAAAACCAGCUAACCCUAUAUAUUAUUUCAAUAUGAUAUUGUAAAUACUGUAUAGGAUACUUGUGUAUAGGUGUUAUUUGAAAUACCAGGAUAUCUCCUUUAGUAUUUAAGAAAAAUGAUACUCUAAUGUUUUGUAUAUGGUUUCAUAUAUAUAGAUUUUAAUUAAAUGCAAUUUUACUUAAUUACAACAACACUGCUGCUUUUUGCUAAAAGAAGAUGGAACAAUAAAACGGUUGUUUUUUGAUGGAUUAAAUCAAAUUUAAUUUUCAUUAAACUUGUUGAUUAAGAAGGCAACAACAGUUUCAUGAAUUUCAAACAUUUUCAAUCCAGAGAUGAGUUUAUCAUUGGGUCCAUAUUUUCAAAACCAUAAAUACAGGGGCCUUAUUUACAAAACUUAAACUCAAGUCUGUAUUUAAAAUAAAUAGCCAUGUUUGCUUAAAUUAAAUAAAGUUAGACAUAUUUCUUUAAAAAGUGUAUUGUUGAGUUUUCAACUUCCCCUUUAGCUUUAAAAUAAUCAGCAGUGUUGGUAUAAAAAUACCUGCCUACAUUAACUACCAGUUUAUAAUAUUUUCCAGAUUCGUCUAUUCUCAUUAAUUAGAAUUAAUGAUACUGCAUUCAUUUCAAUAAAUGUGUUGCUGAAUUUGUA